UUCACCAUGUCAGCUGUCCCUAGGAUGGUGCUAUUAUGGUGUCACCACUAUCACUUUACCUAGUGUUUAUACACAUUGCUCUCCAAAGCAUAUAUACUAGUGAAUGUGCCUUUAAUAUAUUCAGGUAUCCGUUGAAUAGAGUAGAGAAGAAAUAUGGAGGCAUAUCAGAGAACGAGAGACUUAGACUUAAGAAGGACACCAAAGAAAUGUUUUAUUUUGGCUAUGACAGCUACAUGAAAUAUGCUUAUCCCAAAGACGAACUUAAUCCCAUAUACUGUAAUGGAAGAGGACCAGAUUAUGACAAUCCGUCCAAUAUCAACAUUAAUGACAUUCUUGGAGAUUAUUCUUUGACCUUGAUUGAUGCCUUAGACACGCUCGCUAUUCUUGGGGAUGCUGGGGAGUUCCGUAAAGCUGUGACACUAGUCAUUGAAAAUGUUAGCUUUGAUAAGAACUCGACUGUCCAAGUCUUUGAGGCGAAUAUCAGGUUGUUGGGAGCAUUACUAUCAGCUCACCUGCUCAUUCAAGAUGAAAAUAAACCAUUUGGGAAUCUUGAACCUGAAUGGUAUGAUGGGGAACUACUUGAGAUGGCAUCUGAUCUUGCUUCCAGAUUCCUUCCAGCUUUUGAUAACUCCAAGACUGGUCUUCCUCAUCCUCGGGUGAAUCUCCGAGAAGGAGUACCAGAAGGUAGCCGCACUGACACAUGCACAGCUGGUGCCGGAUCCCUUCUUGUUGAGUUUGGGGUUCUCAGUCGCCUCAUUGGUGAUCCAGUAUAUGAGAUGUCUGCUAGGAGGGCUAAUAGGGUCCUUUGGAAAUUAAGAAAUUCAGAAACUGGACUGUUGGGUAAUGCUGUGGAUGUGGACACGGGCAAGUGGGUAGGGGAGUUGAGUGGUGUUGGAGCUGGACUAGACAGCUUCUAUGAGUACCUUCUGAAAGCUUACAUCCUCUUUGGCCACCCAGAGGACUUCGCUAUGUUUAAUGAGACGUACUCAGUUAUAAAGCAGUAUAUGAGAAGGGGCCGCCCACACUGUAACUCUGGGUCAGGUGAUCAUCCUUUGUAUGUUAAUGUUGAUAUGAAGAAUGGUGGGACACAAACUACCUGGAUUGACUCUCUCCAGGCUGCAUUUGCUGGAAUACAGGUUCUAGCGGGUGAUGUGGAGGAAGCCAUCUGCACACAUGCUCUCUAUUACACUAUUUGGAAAAAGUAUGGUGUGCUCCCUGAGAGAUUCAAUUGGCAGCGUAUUUCUCCAGACGUCAUGUUCUACCCUCUGCGACCUGAAUUUGUGGAGUCUACAUAUUUACUCUACCAGGCAACAAGAAACCCAUUUUACCUGCAUGUAGGUAGAGAUAUAUUGACAUCUCUCAAUAACCUCACCAAAGCCCAGUGUGGUUAUGCCACCAUUCAUUCCGUCUUGGACAUGACUCUUGAGGACCGCAUGGAAUCAUUUUUCCUCUCGGAAACUUGCAAAUACCUUUAUUUGUUAUUUGAUGUUGAUAAUCCCGUCAACCUCAACUCCCAUCGGUACAUGUUCACCACAGAGGGGCACAUUCUACCCCUGGCUCCUUGGCUUCGACAACACAGCUGGGAUGCCGACCUCUUUCCGGCUGUUGAUCAAGUGACGCCAACGAAUGUUUCACAGGCAAAUUGUGCUGUCAUUGAUGACGAGAGACUUUACGGCCUUCCACUCAAAAGUCAGUAUCUAGAACAAAUAUCUGUGUCCCUUGGUGUUGAAUUAUGAUGACUGGUCAUAAUAGAAACUCGUAUUCCUUUAUUAUAGCAUUGGAGUUGUACAGGUAGCCCUCACUUAACGAAUGAGUUAGGUUCUUGGGAAACAAUUUGUUAGGUGAAUUUUCGCAUCUUGAAUUAAAGAACAAAUGAAAAAAUAGGGUUCGGUUUCCAACGACAAGAAAACCCAAUAAUAUAUCCCAAGAAUAUUAAAUCAGUUCACGAACACCAAAAAACCUCCCGAACUUAUGAAAAUUAGUACCCAACUACUGUAAUUUACUACCUAACACAUUAAAAACAUUAAUAAAAUGCAGUACAGAUUGAAGCUUCCAUAUCAGGCAACCAUGGCACCAGCUCCGAGUUGGAUAUAGGACAUUAGCGUUAUUUAGAAGGCUGUAUUUUAUAUGCAUGGUACUUGUAACAGGUUACCGAUACACUGUAUACCUGUACCUUUACACUAUACAGUAUAACAAUUGUGCUACUUCAAGCAACAUUUGUAUACUAUCUAGAUAGAAAUAUGCAGCUUAAACUAUUAAGGAAAAGCUAAAUGAGAGUUUAACACAACCGGCAUUUGCAUAAGACUGGCUGCGUGGCCUCAAAUUUUGCCAUAGCAACACAGCCCAGCUGGGACACUGCCUCUGCUGAUCCCCUUAGCAACUGAGGCUCCAACACCUCACCCACCCCCCCCUCCCACUCACCUGCUCAGUGUGCUAAUUUUUGUACACAAAAACAUGUUUAUUCCCUUUAUGUUUCUGACUUUAUGAUAUAUAUAUUUUUACUUUUUUGCACCUUAUGUAUGUAGGAUUGUAUGUGCAUUUAUAACUGAGUAAAAAAAAAAAUGAAAAUGACCAUAACAUAGCUUACAGCUUAGCCUGGUGAGUGAGAAUACGUUUUCACAUCUCUCCAAGAUGGCUGCCCCAACAGACUCCCGGGGGUGUACGAUUUGAAUGUUUGCUUGGACCAUAAUAUGUAAAAGUGAGGGUAGCUUUCGUUAAAUUAGAAAAUUUGGAUAAGCGGAUUUUCGUAUCUCAAAUGUUCGUAAAACAAGGAUGCCUGUAGUAUAUGUCACUGUUUUGUUACUGAAAACUUUUAUGCAUAGCACAAGUAAUUCAUAAUACUGUAAUGGCAUUGUAUUUGUUAUUUAUGGCAUUAUGGGAAAUCUUCCUUCAGAAUAUGAUAACUUAAUAUUUCUCCCAUUAUUAGACAAUCUUUAAACCCAUUCUUACUUCAUAAUAUAGUAACUUGUUUUAAUGGUUGCUGUCAUACAUAGAUUUGCAAGCUUGGCCAUGUAGUAAGGAAAGGAUUAAACAAAUUUCAGGUGUAACACUGUACAGUACUGCACUAUAAAGUUAAGCUUAUUUUUUCUGUGCUUUAUGAUGUUUUUUACUUCACUUCUCAUUUAGGUAUACUGUACUGUACAGUCCCCUAAAAAGGUAUCGUUAACCGUGGAGUCGACGUGAUUUGACGGUUUCUAAGCAAUUUUGCUCAACCUGUUUCUGAACAGUUGGUAGUUCUACGUUGGCAACUUUUGAGCAUGAAUGAGUAAGUAUACAGUAUAAAUUUUCAAACUAUAUAUACAUUAAUAUAGCUUAAUGGAUUUCUUGUUAUAUUGAAGUACAGUACAGGGUAUGUAGUAUAUAUGCCAUACAAGGAUGACUCACUCCCCCCAAUCCUUACCCCAUCUCUAGCUUUUGCUGAUAUGGUAAGCAGGCAUACCAACUUAUCAUGAUGCACUGGGGAUCAUAUCAAAGCAUAUCGUCUAGCAUUUCAAAUUUUAGCGACAAAGAAUCUAACGAUACUUUUUUGGGGGGGACUGUACAUGUGAUAUAUAAUUAUCUCAUUAGUUUAAUAAAUUAUAUCUUCAUAUAUUUCAAAGUAAUUGUAAGUUAAGUCAUAUACUGUAGUAUGAAAUGUCAUACAGUGUUAUAAUAUUAUUUUAGUGUAAAGUUUUAUUCCUUAUGAUUUUUAUGCUUAUUUAUAUUGUUAUUAAUUUUGAACUCCACUAUUCACAAUGUGUUACCCUCUAAAAAAUCAGUACAAACUUAAUAUCUUAACUCUUAUCCUGUUCCUUACUUUAUGGCUGAGCCGGCAUGUGUACUGUAUGAUGGCAAUAACAUACAUUAAGAGUACAGUACUGUAGUUUGUAGGGCCUACAGUGACAAAAUGUUUAAUAAGUAAUAUCGUAAGAAAACGUUCACAUAUUCCUUGUUGAUUCAUGUGUUUUAAUGCAUGGGUGAAGGGAGGUGGAACUGUGCUGUAAUGACAAAAUUAUAUAAAGAUUAUAAGAGUAUUUUCCACAAAAAAAAAAGUGAAAAUCUUCCCACUUUUGCAGGGCUUUUUUAUUGGGGGGGGUUAGUAGUACAGUAUAUACUGUGUUAACUUCUUGUGUACAGGGUUCCCUCUCUGCUGAAUAAAAUUGUCUUGGUGUUUACUGAAUAGAAUGUUAAACAUGGCAUCCCUGUAGUGAAGGAGUUAACAUUGUACUACAGUACCUAAAACACAGUAACCCUCUCUCAACUUCAUGUGAUGUAAUUAAUAUGUAGGUGCCAUGAAUGAUUGUCACUCACAGGUAAAGUACCUGUGAGAGGCAGCCAUUGAAACCAGCAGUGACUAAAAUAUUAAUCUUAGAAUUCAUCUUCAUUCAUGUCAUGGCUAUUAUUAAGUACUCGGUUUAAAUGACUACUGGUAAUUUGUGCCUGAUGAAUACUAAAAGCACUAUUGGAGGCAGAACUGGGCAGUGUAGUUAAGCAAAGUACUGUACUGUACUGUACUCUACUGUACUGUACUGUACUGUACUGCAAAAGAAAUUGAGCAUAAUAUUUAAAGCUCCUGCCCUUUUUUUGAGAGAGAGAUAGUUGUCAAACAUGUAUUGAUAGGCACUAUAAUGUAAGUAUCUUUAUUUUUCUCUUAAUUUGAAAGAUAAUUAUGUGUUCAGUGGUGUUGGAAUUUUAGGUCUGUAGAUAGCUUGUGUUUCUUAGUCUCAAGAAGUAAAUUACAGUACUACUGCAAGCUGUAAAAGUGACCAACCACGGUUUUCUAAAGAAACAAUUAUUGGUAUUUUUAGUUAUUUGCCAAAAAAAUUAUAUAUAAGGUAUAUUUGAGGUCAAGAGAAGGAUUAAACUGAUUAGUUUACUGUAGUACUUCAAAAUCCCGGUGUUCCUAUCUGGAUUUAUUCUGCGAGGAACAUUUUGUCAGGAAGGAUGUUUUGUGUAGAGUUAUAGCCUCAACAUUUUUUUAUGUAAGGUCAUUCAAAUGUAGAUUUGUUCUAGCUAAAUUUUCUUUCUGUAGAAUUGGUGUAACUUUAUAUUAUUUAUGUAGCGUUGAUCUAACUUGAAGAUUCUAUUCUGUAGAGUUGUUUCAGCUUCAUAUUCUUUACGUAGAAUUGUCCGAGCUUCAGAAUUUUGUUUACAGGUGAAAUUAAUUUUGAGUUUGUUAUUCUGUGGAAAAUAAUGAAUGUGUGUGUAAGAUUGAUGUGAAUCUUCACCAAUGUCUCAAGUUAUGUCAUCACAGCCUUGCUUCAGAUCACUCUUGUGUGGCUUAACUACCUACGUUAUGAUUACAUGUUUUGAGCUUAACUGUGGAUUCCUCGUACAGCUAAUUGUUCCAUCUAUUGAUAUGUACAGUACCGUAUUCCGUGUACAGUUACAAGUUCAUGAAAUAAGUACUGUACAGGGUUCUUCAAUAGUUGUAUAUAGAAGCUUUUGUGAAAAAUGGUUGAGGAAUAUUACUGUGUGUUGGUCAGUACUUUCUCCUGUAGUUGAGUAUCAAGGCAUCAUCACUUCUGGCUUACUAAAAUUAGUUAAAAAAAAAAAGAGGUACUUAUAGAUGCAAAAUGUAUUAAAAGAACAACCUCUUACAAGUUACAGUAUAUUUUUGUGUAAGAGUUUUAGGACACUACAUAUUGUUAAUCAGAAUAUGUGACUGAUAAUUACUUGCUUCCAUAUGUGUGUUACUGGGAGGAAAAUGUGAAUUAAUACAUUGAGGGAAGAAUAGAUGAGGUGACAAAGGGAAUAGAGAUAAUAAAGGAAAUGUGUAAUGAGAGGGAAGCCUGGAGACUUCAGUCACUGUCAGGGGUGAUCUCAGGGGAGUGAAUGGUCACAGAUAAGAUGUACUGGUAUGUUAAUAGGCAAUACUGUUAUAUAUAUAUAUAUAUAUAUAUAUAUAUAUAUAUAUAUAUAUAUAUAUAUAUAUAUAUAUAUAUAUAUAUAUAUAUAUAUAUAUAUAUAUAUAUAUAUAUAUAUAUAUAUAUAUAUAUAAGGUACGUACAUUACUAACCUUACUAACAUCAUAAUAUCAUAGAUCAUUCCAUCCAUCUCAUAAAAGAGAUUACAAAAGGUUCUAGCUUGUCUUAAAUGACAGUAAGAAGCAAAGCCAUCUCUGUAGUAAUGGCUGAUUACCCCCAACAGAGACCAAAAUAACCAAGAUUAACCAACUGUUUUUAAGAAUCAUAUGCGUGAAGUUUGGUUGCAAUGCUUCCAAAAGAAUUUUGGUUAUUGUGCUAACACCAUCUGUCACCAAUGGGUGGAUGGAUGGACUGCACAGUGACUGUAUCCCCAAACCUUUUAGGCUGGGAUUACAAAAGUAAAACAGUUUUGCUCAAUACCUCCUCUUCCACAUAGGACCAUACCUUUGGUUAUAACCUAGUUGGACAGACAGUACUAGAUGUAAUCAUUCCCUAUACUCAUAUAUUUUUUCUUUCUUCUUUAAAAUCUCUCAUAAACUAAGAGUCUGAUACUUUUGUCCAUAUUACUGAACCUAGAAGCAACUAAGUACUGUACUAGUUUGAUAAUAUAAAACAGUUCGCAAAAUUUUUGCAGCAAAAUAAUUUUUUUUAUUGAUAAUGGUACACAAUGUUAUAGUUAUUUAUUCAGAAUUAGCAGUAUUCUUUCUUUCAUUCCCAUUUUGGCAUUACAGUACUGUACUUGUAUAUGAAUAUCUUCGAGUACCCCCUAACCAUUUUAGUAGGAAUAUUUCAAAAAUUAAAUGUGGUAUAUAUAUUAAGCAACCUUGCAUAUGUUAAACAAUGGCAUUGUGGAUAAAGCAAGGGAAGUCUUGAAAUACAUACAAAUUACACAAUGGGGAAAAGUUGUACCUGUAUAAAACUUUGUAUUUCUUUUGCAUACUAUGCAAUCUAACAGCCAAAUUUAGUGCCUUUCUACAUGUAACUGAGUAUUUUUCCAUGCCUAGUACUGUACCGGUGUCCCAAAUAUUCUUGAACACUGUUUCUUCAGUGUAGGAUUAUGCCGAUUUAUCUUUGUAUUUAGACUUGACCAAUUAUGAUUACCACGUAAACCAAGUAAAGAACCAUGCAAAUAAAUAAAUUUAUAUGAAUAAAUA
Molecule: messenger RNA, 7060 nt
Organism: Homarus americanus (American lobster)
Lineage: Eukaryota; Metazoa; Arthropoda; Malacostraca; Decapoda; Nephropidae
Product: ER degradation-enhancing alpha-mannosidase-like protein 1
Exons: 10
Coding region: 36-1736 (566 amino acids)
Biological process (GO): mannose trimming involved in glycoprotein ERAD pathway; endoplasmic reticulum mannose trimming; carbohydrate metabolic process
Cellular component (GO): endoplasmic reticulum; membrane
Molecular function (GO): mannosyl-oligosaccharide 1,2-alpha-mannosidase activity; calcium ion binding
Source: RefSeq, a predicted model, not a curated record